GUCAAUGUUGCGCACAGCGAAGGCAACAGAACCCAAAAAAAAAAAUACUAAGCUUUCUUGUACCUCUCUCUCUCUCGGAGAGAGAUUUCGUUCGAUUUCCUGUGUUACUUCUCGCGUUUUCUCGGGAAAUCGCGGCAAACCGGAAAAUUUUAGCUGAUUUACUCACCCUUUUUGUCUUUUGUUCAUCUGUCUUCUCAUUGACAAGUGCCUCUCCGAAGAAACGAAAACCCUAGAGACGAGGGCUUCGAUUACAGUCCUGGGUUUUCUUUGCGUAUUUCAUUUUCUCGUAUUUUCCAGUUGAGCAUGGAGAGAUCCGAUUCCUGGGAUUUCAACAACUUCGCUCGGGCUUCCUCAGAUACUGCACUCUUUGAUGCAUCCCAAUACGAGUUUUUUGGUCAAAAUGUUCUGGAGGAAGUGGAACUGGGCGGUCUUGAGGAUGAAGUGGAGACCACUCCUGUUCCAGGAUAUGCUGAUGAUGAUGAGUAUCACUUGUUUGAUAAAGGAGAGGGUGCAGGUUUAGGAUCUUUGUCUGACAUGGACGAUCUCGCGACAACUUUUGCAAAGUUGAACAGAGUCGUUACUGGACCCAAACAUCCUGGAGUUAUCGGCGAUAGAGGAUCAGGGUCCUUUUCAAGGGAAAGUUCAUCUGCUACAGAUUGGACUCAAGAUGCAGAGCUUUCAAGCUGGUUGGAUCAGCAUAUGCUAGACGAACAAGCUCAGGAGGCUAAGAGAUGGUCCUCACAGCCACAAUCAUCUGCCCAUUCGAAUUCUUUGUACAGGACAUCCUCCUAUCCUCAGCAGCAACCACAACUGCAUCACUACAACAGCGAACCCAUUAUUGUACCUGAAUCAGCUUUCACAUCUUUUCCUCCGCCUGGAAUCCGAUCUCAGCAGGCUUCACCUAACCAUCUGCAUCGUGCUCCUUCUCUUCCCGGUGGAAGCCAAUUGACCUUAUCUGCCCCAAAUGUUUCUCCACUGUCAAAUUCUAAUCUCCAUAUGACGGGAUUGUCACAUGCAUCCCAUUAUGGUGGUAAUUUGGCAAGAUUUGCCUCUGGUGGACCUACAUUUGGUAACAUGGGGCAACCUCAUUGGUUCAGUGACUCUGGCCUCCUACAUGGGGAUCAUUCUGGACUAUUACAUAGUCUGGUGCAACAACAGCAACCUCAAUUGCCCCCUCGCAAUGGUCUUCUGUCCUCGCAUUUGAUUUCCCUUCAGCAAAGGCAAUCUCUAGCCCAUCUUGCCGCCUUACAAUCCCAGCUGUAUAAUUCUUAUCCUUCGCCAUCACAUAAAGGACUGUUUGGGGCUGGCGAAGUUAGGGAGCGUAAACAUAGGCCAUCUCAUAGAAGCCGAAAGAACAGAGGCAUCUCCCAAACGGCGUCAGAUAUAUCUAGUCAGAAAAGUGAGGGCGGAUUGCAAUUUAGAUCAAAGUACAUGACUUCAGAAGAAAUAGAGAGUAUUCUCAAAAUGCAGCAUUCCAAUUCACACAGCAAUGACCCAUAUGUCAAUGAUUAUUACCACCAAGCUCGUCUUGCUAAGAAGUCUGUUGGAUCAAGAGCAAAACCUCAGUUCUACCCUUCUCACCUGAAGGAACACCAAUCUCGCUCCCGUAAUAGUACUGAACAGCAUCCGCAAGUUCACAUUGAUGCUCUUGGAAAGAUUACUCUUCCUUCUGUUCGUAAGCUACGAGCCCUCAUUGAGGACUCUCCUCCUGGAUCUAGUGAUGGAAGCGCGGAUCAUAAGGGCUCUGAAAAGCAUUUGGAGCAGGAACCUCUGGUCGCUGCUAGGGUUACUAUUGAAGACUCUCUUGGAGUUCUUAUUGAGAUAGAUGACAUCGAUAGGAUUUUGCAGUUCAACCGGCCCCAGGACGGAGGCACUCAGCUCAGGAGAAAGCGGCAGAUCCUGCUGGAGGGAUUAGCCACAUCACUUCAACUUGUUGAUCCGUUCAGCAGAACUGGUCAGAAAGCUGGGUUGACUGCAAAGGAUGAUAUCGUUUUUCUACGCAUUGCGUCUCUUGCCAAGGGUCGAAAGAUGCUUACAAAGUAUUUACAGCUUCUUGUCCCAGGUAGUGAGGUUGCCCGGAUUGUUUGCAUGGCUGUUUUCCGCCACUUGAGAUUUCUAUUUGGUGGCCUUCCCUCUGACACAGCAUCAGCAGAGACAAUUGCAAAUCUUGCCAAGGCAGUCACAGUUUGUGUUCAAGCCAUGGACCUCCGAGCACUGAGUGCUUGUCUUGCAGCAGUUGUGUGUUCUUCAGAGCAGCCACCUCUUCGUCCCAUUGGAAGCCCUGUGGGAGAUGGUGCUUCUCUCGUCUUGAUAUCUCUUUUUGAGAGGGCUGCCGAAGUACAGGUUCCUCAUGUCAACCAUGGGAAUCAUAACGACGGUCUGUGGAGAGCCUCAUUUGAUGAAUUUUUUACACUUCUCACAAAGUACUGCAGGAGUAAGUACGAGACAAUCCGCUGUCAGAACCAGGGGAAUGCAGAUGUUAUGGAGCUAGCCAUAAAGAAGGAGAUGCCUGCAGAGCUUUUACGGGCAAGUCUCCGUCAUACCAGUGAAGAGCAGAGGAACUCUUUGCUAAGCUUUGGUCGUAAACCAUCGCCCAUCGGCGAGUCCACGUCCCAUGGAAGGGGCAGUCAGAUCAACUCUGAAUCUGUGAGGGGUUAAACAAGAAGAAACAAACAGUUUGCAUCUAUGCUCACUUCCCGUUUUCUGGGUAAACAUUCUGGGGAGGUGGAGAUGGGCAGUGGACUCGGGGGACAAACUGUGUGAAUACAGUACCUGCUGUGGGUAUCUUUCAAAGGGAGAAUACAGGUGAUAAUGUUUUUAGAUUCUGCUUUGUUUUUUCUCUUUUCACUUGGUUUCUCUUCUUCUUCUUUUUCGUUUCUUGGCGACUGGACCAAUGCUGCUGGUUUGAUUGUGUAUUUAUGAUGAUGAUGGGGAAAGAUCUGAAAGUGGGGAGUUGGUUGGUUACUGGAAGCAGUGGGCUUCCGGGGAGCAGUAUUUUGGGUGCUCUGUGUUGAAAACUCCUUAGAGAGAGAAGUAGGACUCUUUAGGCUUUAGGAGUUUGGGAAAGGUUAGUGCUUUGUACAGAAUGUUGAUGCUGAUGAUGCUGGUGAUGACCCUUUCAUGGAAUCUCCCGGGACUGAAAUUCUCAUGCUCUCUCUCUCUCUCUCUCUCUCUCUCUAGUAGUGACUGAAACAGCAAUGUUCCCGGAGAGAGAAAGUGUAUCUUUGACAUGGCCAUGAAAAAUACAGAAGAACGGGCGGUGGAGGCUGAACUUCUGCAACUGUCUCCGGUAGCUGACAGGUUGGGUUUGAGGGAGGUGGAUUUUUAUGUUUUUUUUUUAUGUUUCACCUUCAUCUUCAUGUCUGAAAACUGUGAUGAUAUGGGCAUGUAAUAAUAACUGGAAUGUGCAAAACUCUCUUUGCAGAAGAAACUCUCUCUCUCUCUCUCUCUC
This is a messenger RNA of Tarenaya hassleriana, 3451 nucleotides long. RefSeq lists its product as uncharacterized. Gene Ontology annotation, biological process: deadenylation-dependent decapping of nuclear-transcribed mRNA; P-body assembly. NCBI's taxonomy places the organism in Eukaryota, Viridiplantae, Streptophyta, Magnoliopsida, Brassicales, Cleomaceae. Gene Ontology annotation, molecular function: RNA binding. Bases 304 to 2658 code for a protein of 784 amino acids. The record is from RefSeq and is a predicted model, not a curated record. Gene Ontology annotation, cellular component: P-body. The transcript is spliced from 5 exons.